This is a messenger RNA of Lytechinus variegatus (green sea urchin), 2953 nucleotides long. Its product is annotated as carbonic anhydrase-related protein 10-like. Gene Ontology annotation, molecular function: carbonate dehydratase activity; zinc ion binding. NCBI's taxonomy places the organism in Eukaryota, Metazoa, Echinodermata, Echinoidea, Temnopleuroida, Toxopneustidae. The record is from RefSeq and is a predicted model, not a curated record. The coding region runs from base 57 to 881 and encodes 274 amino acids. The transcript is spliced from 8 exons.
CGUGGUCGGAAAUUUGGUCAUAUGACGGAUUAAAAGGGCCUGACUUUUGGGGUAGGAUGUAUUCUGCAUGGUACCUGUGCAGUAGAGGCCAGAGACAAUCGCCUAUAGACCUACGUGCUGAAAACCUAGUCUACGAUCCAAACCUUCCACAUCUCGAAGUAGAAUCACCCAUCGAAACGAAUGGGAUUGUAAAUAACACUGGUCGUGGUAUAUCGUUCUUCCCGGAUCCGUCAAACGUCACAUACAUAUCACGAGGGCCUCUGAGUUAUCGCUAUCGUCUCGUCGAAAUUCGGCUGCACUUCGGGGGCGAAAACAAUCAUGGGUCAGAACAUACCGUCGGGGGUCGAGCUUUUCCGGGCGAGUUGCAACUGAUAUUUUUCAACGAUGAUCUGUAUGAUAGCUAUGGUCAGGCCGAAAACUCACCGAACGGAUUGGCAAUUAUGGCAUUAUUCAUUAAGGAAGGCAAUUUGACUGGUCGUGAAUUGGGCAAAUUAGCAGGAAUUCGAGUUCUGAGAUAUUUGGUUUACAAAGGUAGUCAAGUAAAUGUCACAGGCCUCAGCAUACCCCUACUUCUACCAGAAACCAAAGAAUAUAUGACGUAUGAGGGCUCAAUAACCACGCCCAGAUGUACAGAGACUGUGUCAUGGAUCAUAUUCAAUAGACCAGUAUACUUCACAAGCUAUCAGCUAGAUACACUAAGGGAACUUGUGAGUACAAGACGCGGAGAGCAGACUGAGCAAAUAUUACGUAAUUAUCGUCCAACCCAAAGGAUCGGGACAAGAUCAGUUCGGACAAACAUUGUACAAAAAUACGCAGGUGGAAAGGACUGCCCGCUACAUAGGAGGGAAUAUUCGUAUAAAACUCUCAUUUCGAGAAGGUGAAGACACGAGAAUCUUGUACAACAUGUUAUCUAAAGUCCUCCAUCUGGUUACCUCUCGUAGCGCCCUCUCUCGACCAACAAGCGCCAUGGGAUCCCUCUCCGAAUCAUAAUGGUUAAUAAACAGAAACCUAUGCCUAUUGACUGACUGUCUAUUCCAUCAUCAGGCCAAUAUUAUGGUAUAACUUUCGGCCAUGUCUGCCAUGCGAGACCAAUUCGAAAGAGAGUUCACAAUAUAGGACAGGUAUUAUCGCGGAUGGAGAUCGUACUAAGCAUUAAUAUUUUUCAUCAAAGUUGAAAAACUAUGAAAGGUUUACAAAGUGCCAUGGACUUGACGAUUGGCGAGAUAUCUUAUAUUUUUAAGUUGACUUUAAGUAGCCUUAUUAUGUAUACAAGGCAAGAUACGUUAUAUUGCCAAGUUGACGUAGAAAAAAUAUUUGUAGUCACUGCCAAAAUUGCCCCCCCCCAAAAAAAAAAAAAACCUGAUGAAAUAGUUAUCAUUAUGGCGAAACAGUUACAUGUAUCCUGUCAUAUAGGUUGACAUGAAGAGAUACGUCAACCGUGUAUCUUGCGACAUUGACAUAUCUGUCUCGCAUACACCCGUUUGUAAGUCAGCUUGGAAAGAUAAUGUAUCUCAACUUGUCGACUUAGCAAGAUAACAUAUCUCGCUAUGUUAACACAGAAAUGCUAUUAUCAGAUGACGUGACAAGAUGACCAUCUCGCAAUGUCGACAUUACAUAACAUAUCGAUGAUUAUGUCGACAUGGGAAAAUCAAUAUCUCAUCAUUACGUCAAGUUGAUGAUACCUUAAAGCUUCCAACAGAAACAUCACAUUCUGUGGUUUACGACUAUGAGAACACGGGCCAAUAAGAAUGAGGCUUAAGUACCAGUCACACCAUGGAACCGAUUCCACACCGACCAAAUAUAUUACGUUAUAUCCAAUGACAUACUAUCAGUCGGUUUGGCGUCAGUCUCGUAGAUGUGACUGUAGUAUAAAAGUCAGAAUCAACAGUACCAAACAUCGAACGCUCCAACUGGAAUGCUUUCUUCCAGCGAAAAAAAAAAUACCCCCUUCCCUUUCUUCAAUCAAACUGUAAAUUUUGUAUGCCUCAUGAUAUAUAUCCAACGAUAUUUUGCUAACGAGAAUUAUACUCAAGGUGCCGUAUGCUAGUCAAUAAAUUAGCUUAGAUGUUUGAUUUUUAUAUAUCCUUUGAAAACAUUUUUGUGUGCCACUUACCUUCUACAAACUCUGUUAUUUAUUAAUGUUAAUAAAUAUAUGUUUAGAUAAAUAUAAGCAUCAUGCUAUGAUUGAUUCUAUUACACCCUUUCGUUAUUUGCCUAUAUUCCAGUUUAGUUCGUAGCAAUUCCAUAAAUGGAACAUAGAAGGGGUUGUAUCCAAUUGUUUGCUAUGAUAAUUUUGUUUUAUUCCAUUGUUAUAUGAUUACACUGUUUACUGUUCAUUGCGAGGAGAGCCCAUAAGACAAAGGGCCGAAGUUAAUGACAUCUCCCCCAAUAUCGUUUGCAACUUGAAUUAGAACCAGACAGAAAUAUGCACUAUGGUACAUGAAUUUAUUUUUAGUUGAAGUUAAAAGCAACCCUUUUUGUAACCUUUUAAAAUUGCAAACCUUCCAAAUUAAUUCUUCACUAACCCCGACCAAACAUUAAUUUUAUGUAGGAUUAGCUUUUUAUACAAAGACAUUCAUUACCAAUAGGGCCUAGAUAUAGAAUUUAGGCGGUUAGAUAAUGGACUAUAAAAGUAUUCAAUAGCCUUUUCUUGUAGAUAAAUUCUGAAAUCUUCUGCAUUAUUUUGAAGAUUUCAGCGUGGAUUUUGUAAAUAGGUGAUAAACAAAGCUACAACUUAUUCAUCUAAAAUGUCUAUAAAAGUUAUGAUUAAUGAGCAAUAAUUAUUAUUCUGUGUAUUUCUCUUUAUAUCAUUUUUCUGCAAGGGCGUAGGCGGGGGGGUGCACGUGCCCCCUCACUCUCUGAGUCAGAGCAGUUCCGACACUGGCAAGCAAAACAAAAAUUGUACCCCUUUCUUCUGCUUUCAACAGCUGAUUUUCCAAACUGUAGUUCCACC